ACUGCCUUCCCUUAUCCUCGGGGCGGGAGAGGACCCGGGACCCGAGCGGGAGGAGGGCGGCAUCGCAGAGGGCCCUGGACCCCAGCUUUGGGAGAUACCGGGAUAGUGGAGGGGUAGGAGGCCAGACUGCUCCGUCGUGGGUGGGGUCCUCGCGUGGGGGAGGGCGUGGGGUUUCGCGCACCCUUCUCUGUCGCUCCGGUUGCACCGAAAUAUGUUUUUCGCGAGCGGGAGGAUGGGGCCGCGCUGCGGGACGGCGAAGUUUGUGUGGCCCGCGGCGAGAAGGGGUGCGGCAGGGGCUCACUAGGAGGCCGGUUGUAACUAGCCCGUAGUCCCGAGUUUGCCAGAACCCCUUUCCUAAGCCUAAAGGAGAGAAGGGGAGGGGAGAGAAAGAGGAGAGCCACACGACAUUGCCCUUCUUUAGAUUUGCCAUCAAAACCACUGUAACUCUGCAAAGCCCCCAAAUCUCCGGAUCUUGGGGACCAAACUUCACAUUCUUACUGAACAGUUAAGGUAGGAGCCAGCCAAAGGUCCAGGCCAAGGUGAUUCCCUCUCGGUGGAGGAAUUGAGGAGUAGAGGGUGGGGGACGACGACGAGGACACUACAUACACAAUUUCUUUACUGGCUAGAAUCGUGCAGUACUUUAGGAGAGAGAGAGAAAGAGAUGGAGAGAGAGAGAGAGAGAGAGAGAGAGAGAGAGAGAGAGAGAGAGAGAGAGAGACUUUUGGAGAGAGCAGUGUUAGAAAAAGGCUUUAUCUAACCGGUGAAGCGUCCAUCAACUCAAAGUUAAAAAUUAAUUUGGCACUCGGUACUGCAGUAACUGGUGUGCUGCCAUAUUUUUCCAAUUAAGAAAAUAUGUGGCAUGCGUAGAAUCACAAAUUUAAGCAAGCAAUUAACUUGUUUAUAACACGGUCUGUUCCUGUUUAGGCCAUUAAGUGGAAAGUUGGGGGCGAAAGAGACAUUAUAUUAAGUCUAUUAAUCAACUUGAAAUUUGGAUUUGUUUUCCUUUGAAGCCCCUAAACUUUGAGGGGAAUCCACUCUGGGGGUGACAACAGACAAAGCCAGUCCACCUUCCCAUCUGAAGAAUAUAUGUUCCUGUUUAAAUUUUACUAAGAUGUUAGUGAGAUUGUCCUAGUAAUGUUUUCUAUUAAAUUGACCCCUAAUGUUUGCUGUGACCUUAUCUACUUCCUUCCCGGAGGAAGAACAAACGUCCACAAAAUGAACUCUGAGAAGCAGAAAUACAGGCAAUAAAUAAGGUUACUGUAUAGAAUGCCAAGCUGGGGCAAGAUGGGGCGCUUUGCCUUCACCGAGAUCCCGGCCGGCCGUGUUCCCCUAAAUUUAGAACGUGAUAGGGUAAAAUGAUAAAGGGGCCCCCAGAGUAACCCUUCAAGGUUCAUAGCUCUGAGACUCGGGUUACAUAGCCCUGGCAAGCCUGGGUGAGCCAGUUGCUGGGGUUGUUGAUUUCCAAGCUCUGGGCAAGUGUUAAUUUCUUUGUAGCUUGGCUCUUUCGACUUAAUUUUUUCCCCUCUGUGUUGAUCCGGUUCCUGGGUUGGGAGGAAUCAAAAACAGCCUCUACUAUCUAAACUUAGCUUUGACAGUGGACAUCCAUCUCCAAAUCAUGCAGAGGAUGAAGGUUGGGUGGACCUUGUAUUGAUAUGGGCCUGACUUUGACUGUCCUCAUCAUUGCCUUUUGACAUACAUAUAUACCACCCCUCGUGUGGCUCUAUUUGCUCACACUGCCAGAGCUCCUAUCUUUUACAUGGAAGGACAGCAAAGUAGCAACGAAUGUGAGGGGGAAAAUGCAUAUUUUAUUAAACAUCCGAGCGGCUGGAUGCAUGAAAAGGUUUUGAACAGCCAAUAGAAACCGAGGAAUGUUCUGCUUGAACCUGUUGAUCUCAGUGGGUUUAAGCCUUUAGGGUCGAUCCUUGGUUUCCACCGGGGAGGGAGAAGGAGAGGACAGAUGCAGCGGUGGGUUUUGCUGACCACCAGAGUCUGUCUGAUUUGCCGCCUCUACCCUUCUGGCCCAGCGUGGGCGGCCAGUCAUCCAGGCCGCCAACAUGGCGUGGUUGCCUGUGCCAAUCCGACCCGAGUCUGGCAGGGAGCACAGGGACUGCCUAGUUGCUGAUGGAACCAUCCGUAGGGGUCUGGUCCGAGCCCUUGGGUACCCGGGGACGUGGCUUUCGGCGCAGCGCUGUACCAGAAUCUCGUUUUCCUGCUGCAACCUUUCAGCGGGCCCAGUUGUUCCUAAAUUAGACCAGCAAGUUUGCGGGAGGCAAAGGGCCAGAGGCAGCAGAGGCUGGCGGGACAGCGGAACAGCCCUCUGGGGAUAGCUGGCGUGCGAGGCCAUCGCGUGGCCUUGCCGCGCCCUUUAACCGAGACCGGGCUCUGGGAGAGGCCCGCGCAGCGCUUUUGAUUUCCUGUCCCCUGAACUGAAGGAUCGCAAAGACGAUGCGAAAGGGAUGGAGGACGAAGGCCAGACCAAAAUCAAGCAGAGGCGAAGUCGGACCAAUUUUACCCUGGAACAACUCAACGAGCUGGAGAGGCUUUUCGAUGAGACCCACUAUCCAGACGCUUUCAUGCGCGAGGAAUUGAGCCAGCGACUGGGGCUCUCUGAGGCCCGAGUACAGGUUUGGUUUCAAAAUCGAAGAGCUAAGUGUAGAAAACAGGAAAAUCAACUUCACAAAGGUGUCCUUAUAGGAGCCGCUAGCCAGUUUGAAGCUUGUAGAGUUGCACCCUAUGUCAACGUAGGUGCUUUAAGGAUGCCAUUUCAGCAGGAUAGUCAUUGCAACGUGACGCCCUUGUCCUUUCAGGUUCAGGCGCAGCUGCAGCUGGACAGCGCCGUGGCGCACGCGCACCACCACCUGCAUCCGCACCUGGCCGCGCACGCGCCUUACAUGAUGUUCCCGGCACCGCCCUUCGGACUGCCGCUGGCCACGCUGGCCGCGGACUCGGCCUCGGCCGCCUCGGUGGUGGCCGCUGCCGCCGCCGCCAAGACCACCAGCAAGAACUCCAGCAUCGCGGAUCUCAGACUGAAAGCUAAAAAGCACGCGGCCGCCCUGGGUCUGUGACGCCGGCGCCAGCGCCACGGUCGGUGGAGCCUCCUAAGCGGCGCGAUCCUGCACGCCCUCCGCGACCGGCUUCUCCCGCACCCGCUUCUGACCGUCGCCCAGGCCUGUCCCUUCCCCGCUGACUGCCGCCUUUUCUUUCUGCACCCUGGAUCCCCAGGGCGGGACUCUGCGCUGGACCCGGGAUCCCACGAGGGCCACCAGCCCAGGGGCUCCUGCCCACCCGCCCUUGGGACUAAAAUUCGGCUUUGUAGGAGCGGGUUUGGGGAAGUCUGGAUAGAGACUGGACAAAGGAGUGUGGCCACAGUGAGAAGUGGAUAGCGCCACAGCUGCGGCGAUGGACUCGUUCAUAGGAAUAAAAUCUUGCUAACAGCAAAUGAGCAAAAACAAAAAAGAAUAGAGAACAAACUAGAAAGAAAACGAGAAAGGGAGCUUGUUUCAUAUUGCUAUUUGGCUGGAAUUAGAGAGAGAACGACGAAGCAAAAACAAUUCUUAAAAUUAUUUUGUACAUAAAAAUACGGAAAAAUAACCUGGAUGAAUCUUGAGAGAAAGGGGGAGGGAGGGAUUUACCAACUAAAAUGUAUGUUUUUUUUUUAAUGGUCCAAGAAAACAAAACAGAAGGAAGAGGUAUACUUAUUUAAAGAAUUAAGAUGGAAAAAAAGCGCAGCUGGGAAGUUCACAGGUUUUGAAGCUGACCUUUUUCUGCGAAGUUCACUUUAAUAGGAGACAUUUGAUAAGAGAGGCGGGCCUCCUUUUACGUUGAAUCUGAUGCUUUGAGUUUUAAAACACCAUGUAUGGAAGAGCAAGAAGAGGGAAGACAGUGUGAAAACGAGGAGGGAAAAAAGGACGUUCAUACAAAAAAGAAAGAAAAGAAAAGAAAAAGCGAUACCACAGACAGUGAUUCCUCUGAGAAAUUUACAUUAUGGCAGAACUGUCCAGACUGCUGACAGUCAAUUCUGGUUUGCAUGUUACUAGUAUUCCAUUGAUGGUGUCCCCUCCCCUCCCACUCUCACGUGCACUCACUACACUUUCAUUCUCAGUAUGAAAAGCGUCUGGAAAUUGAUGUGAAUCCAUAUAUAAUUUGUCCGGCCUUUGAUCCCAAGGGGCAAAGGGAAAAAAAAAGUGUCAUAAGGGAGUAAAAUACACUCUGAGUCUUCCAAGAACACGGAGGCUGUUAGGAAAUAUGGGCAAAGAAAAGAGAAGAGCAAAUGAAGUCACGAAGGUACACUGCAGGGCAUCGUGAUAGGCGCUUUAUCUGUUCUCUACCUUUUCGUGAAUUCCCUCUUGCUAGUUUAAGUCCUAUUUGAGGACAAUGCUUUAUUCCCACCCCACCCCUCCUCUCUAUCCUGUCAAAUUCACCUUAAACGAUACCCAGCUAGGUACAGACACUAGGUUUGUGUAUAAUAUGUUGAUAAACACGAACAAAGUUUAUUUUGGCUAUAAUGUGUGAACUAAUGGUUGACUUUCAACAUUUGCAUUUUAUCUCACAAAAGUGUAUCUAUUCAAGUAAUCUUUGUUUUUGUUUCAAUUCAUGUAGCUAUUUAAACAGGGAUACCUUGGGCUAAGCAACCUGUAGCCCCAAUUCUCUAGCAAGCCUCUUUAGAACCCCCUUUAAUUUACAUGAAAGAGGAAAAGCUCUUCUUACUGAACUUUGGUAUGCGUUUGAGCUUUGUAACUAUUUGUUCUCCAUGAAAACAAAAUUAUUUAUAUUUGCCAUAUUUUUUCUAGUGUAUUAAGUUAUUUUAAACGAAAGAAGAUGCUGUUAUGACGUGUUGUCAGUACAAAAUGUUUCAGCUCCACUUCUGUUAAACCUUUUAAAUAAGUGCCAAGUUAUUAACCUAAGACAAUUGAAUGAAAAUAGUAUUGUUUCAUUUGAUGGGGUGCGCGUCAUCUUUGUUCUUGUUACUAUUAAAAUAUCCGGGAUACUCUU
Messenger RNA from Mus musculus (house mouse), 4992 nucleotides. It is a transcript of the gene Shox2, whose product is annotated as SHOX homeobox 2. Gene Ontology annotation, molecular function: DNA binding; DNA-binding transcription factor activity, RNA polymerase II-specific. Gene Ontology annotation, biological process: regulation of DNA-templated transcription; cartilage development; skeletal system morphogenesis. NCBI's taxonomy places the organism in Eukaryota, Metazoa, Chordata, Mammalia, Rodentia, Muridae. Gene Ontology annotation, cellular component: nucleus. The record is from RefSeq and is a predicted model, not a curated record. Bases 2457 to 3065 code for a protein of 202 amino acids. The transcript has 5 exons.